Histoplasma capsulatum G186AR is the source of this 1179-nucleotide messenger RNA. Its product is annotated as 26S proteasome regulatory subunit. Gene Ontology annotation, biological process: proteasome-mediated ubiquitin-dependent protein catabolic process. The coding region runs from base 105 to 1013 and encodes 302 amino acids. The transcript is spliced from 4 exons. Gene Ontology annotation, cellular component: proteasome regulatory particle, base subcomplex; cytosol; nucleus. Lineage: Eukaryota; Fungi; Ascomycota; Eurotiomycetes; Onygenales; Ajellomycetaceae. Gene Ontology annotation, molecular function: polyubiquitin modification-dependent protein binding. The record is from RefSeq and is a predicted model, not a curated record.
CAACUCCUUGCACCUUUAGACAUCUGCCCCAUAUACCACCCAGUCAGCCUCGUCUCAUAUAUUCCCAAAAAAAAACUGCAGCACCAGGUGCACCCGCAGCCAAGAUGGUGCUUGAAGCCACGAUGAUCAUUGUGGAUAACAGUGAGAGCAGUAGAAAUGGAGAUUAUCUUCCCACACGGUUCGAAGCUCAAGCAGACGCGAUCAACCUAAUCCACUCCGCAAAGACACAAGCCAACCCCGAAUCGUCAGUCGGGUUGAUGAGUAUGGCCGGCAAAGGUCCAGAGGUACUGGUGACUCUGACGGCGGACAUCGGUAAGAUUCUGGAUGGUCUGCAUCGAACAAAGAUCCGGGGACAAGCGCAUCUUGCCUCCAGCAUACAAGUCGCCGGCCUAGCCCUCAAACACCGCCGAGAACGCGCGCAACGCCAACGAAUCAUCGUCUUCACCUGCUCCCCGAUUGCUGAGGACGAAAAGACCCUCAUCAAACUCGCAAAGCGCAUGAAGAAAUACAACGUCUCCGUGGACUUCGUGGCCUUUGGCGACCUGGACGACGACACAAUUAAGAAACUCGAAGCCUUCAACGAGAACGUCAAUGGCGCUGACGGCUCACAUCUCGCUGUAAUACACCCCGGAGCAAACCUUCUUAGCGACUCACUGCUUACGACGCCGAUUCUGGGCGGCGAUGGGAUGGGUGUUGGGCGCACGGGUGGUGAGGAGGGGGUUGAUGAUGGGGUUGAUAUUGGCUUUGACCCCUCUGCAGAUCCGGAAUUAGCGUUUGCGUUGCGCAUGUCUCUUGAGGAGGAACAGGCGCGGAUAGAGAAAGAGAGAAAUGAGAUGGCGGAGAAGGAGAAGAGGGAGAAGGCCGUGUUGGCAGGGAUUGCAGAGGGGAGUGAGGAGACACAGCCCCUUCUCGAUAAGAAUGGGGAGCCAAGUGGGAGCGGAAGUGGCUCGAAUGAGGGGAAGAAGGAUGACAAGGAUAAGAGGGACAAUGGGGAUAAGAUGGAUACGGCAUGAUGAAACAAACGAUCUGCUUUGUGGGUUUGUUGUACUCGCUGUACUUAGAUAUCUAAAUCUUCUGUUUCCUCUGCCUUUUCCUAAUUUAGAUGCAUCGUGUGUUGUCAGGUUUUGUUAAACUAUAGACCAGACCUAACGUAACGCCAAAUAUCUAAUCCGCCAUGCC